CCCAGCGUCUCGCGCGCCACCUAGCAUACCCAAAAAAAAAACAUUUGUCUCGACCGGGAGAUGUCUUGCUGGCUGUACAGGGUGGUGGCUGCCGGCGUGCUACAGGAUGGUGGCGUAUGAGCUUGCCAACUUCAGCAGCUAGACCAUGCCCGUGAGCACGGGGUUACUCGGAGAACCUCGCGCUAAGCGCUGCAAACUUUGCGACGAGUCCAGUCACCGUAGUGAUUCUGGCUCUGGGUAUUGGCAACUACAACUAGACCGAGACCUGGUGGACACCAUCUCCUCGAUCUACCCUGAGUGGUUCAAAAACAACAUGGCGGAAGGUGGAGGGUCGCCUCCUGCCCCCAGGGAUUCCCCGCCCAAGGCGGUGAUAGACACCUCUCCCAUUGUCAUGGACCAGAAUAAAGAAUCCCUGAAGGUGAAACUGCUGUUGCGGCGCCCGUUCGAUCAGCUGGUUGCACAAGGAAUCAUGCCCCCGCACAAAACACCGGCCGCUUUCCACGGCCAGAGGCGGCAGUUGGAGCGUGCGAAAACAGGUGACAUGCUAAAGACCAAAAUCCAACAGAGGCCGCCCCGGCAGGAGCUCGAAAGGAGGCACAUAUUGGAGGCGGACCCCAAUCACGUGGAUCCCAGCCUGGCGGAGCGUCAGCGUAUGCUGAAAAAGGCGAGAUUAGCCGACCAACUCAACGACCAACUGUCCCACAGACCCGGUCCCUUGGAACUAAUCCAGAAAAAUAUCCUCCACACGGAAGAGCCCAUCGAACAAGCGGUCAAAACCGGUAGGAUCCCGUACAAGGCUACCAGCGAGGGUCAGCUCAACAGGCCGCAACUGCCUUCCAACUACAUAAACCCCGAGGAGGAUUCGCAGAGUUCAGAAGGGGAUAACACUGUGAGUCCCGGCCCCAGCGAUGUUUUGGAAACGGCGGCGAAAUCCGCCGGGAUCGUAGUGUCGUUGAUACAGCCCACCGAAGGGACAGUCGUCGUGACCACUGCUACUCCAGUGCUAAGCAAAGACAAUAGUGAGAUCGUUUUCGCGGACUUGUGUAGAUCGGUGGCCGCCCCGCUGCUUUCGCAGGCUUCCGCCUCGAGCCCCGCGUCUUUAGUGUCUUCCACGUCCACCCUAAGCCCCCUGUCCUCCGUCGCCAGCCCCGUACCCUCUAUAGUUUCCCAGCCGGCGACGCCUGCCCCACCGCCGCCGCCUCCAAUUUCGCUGGUAUCGCGCACCAUCCCUUCGCCCGCGAAGAGUGACGCUCCCGGGAAGGAUAAAAACAGAAAGAAGUCCAAGUCCAAGUCCGCCCCCAAGGCACGUACAAUAAAAUUCCACGAAUACAAAGGACCACCUAGUGCUCAAAAAAGUUCCAACACCGCCCCCAAUCCGGAGAGUUCCUACGAUCUGUUAUUGAAACAACAGACUCUUCUGCUGCAGUUCCAACUGCAGCUACAACAUAAAUAUCCACAGAUUAUCCUACCUGCUUCACAGAAAGCGACCACGAGCGAAAGCAACAGUAGUAAUAUAAGCAAUCAGCAACCAUCUCCGGCACCUUCCACAUCUUCCGAAUCGUCUAUCCCGGCUAGAAUAACCGGGAGGUUGGAAGACAUGAAAGUCAGCGAUUUAAAAGCGGAACUCAAGCGCCGCAGCUUGCCAGUUUCCGGUUCCAAGCCGCAACUAAUCGAGAGGCUGAAACCGUUCACAGGAUCAACCGACAUCAUCAACCAGAACCCCAGUUCCAUAGAUUCUUCUGUACAUAGCAACGCGAGUAUGGAUCAGUCACACAAUUCCCCGCAAUACCAGGAGAUGGGUUCCCCACAAGAAUCCAUCAAAGACGACCAGCCCGAACAAAUGGAACUGGACCCCAUGAGUCCAGCUCCUCCAGUGAAACAAGAGCAGUACCAGAUGCAGCAGCAACAGUGCCAGGAGAAGCUGCCGAAGUCCAACGAAGACAUCGUGAGGGAGCAACAGAGACAAAUAGAGGAGCUGCAAAGGGAGCUUACCUUGUCCCAGUUGAAGUUGCAGGCCGCUACCAGAUCCGAACCUAAGGCUCAAAUGAUCGCCCUUCAAAAACACCUGCAGGCCAGGCAACAACAGCAGCAGCAACAACAGCAACAGCAGCAACAACAGCAGAACGUUGCCUUCCAAAUGAAACAGCUGCAAGCGUUGCAAGCCAGACAAGCUCAAGUGAACGAAGAACAGCAGAGGAUGCAACAGCAGCAACAUAUAGCUUUUCAGAAUCAAAAGAAUAUCACCGGAGGCUUGAUUAUAAACGCCGACGCUGCCCUAGUCUUCAACCACCUGAUGCAGGGCAAAGCAAAGGUUCUAAACGGACAUGCUAGAACCCACUCUUUGCCUAACUUUUUGAAUUCUAUCGUCACGCCUAUUAUUACCGCUCCGGAAAUCAAAACGGAAUUUAUCGAGGACCUCAAGCCCGAGAUAAAAAUCGAAUUCAACGAGGAAAGCAACAAACCUCCACCGCCCUUGUACGAAGAAGCUACCAAGCAAAUAAACAAAAAGAACAGCGUUAAAAGUCAGAUCGUGGACGACGUCUUGGAGAUUUUGAUCAAGAACGGGGAACUACCACCGAGUGCCGCGAACGAUCCGUCGACCCCCGGUUCGGCAGGGACCAAGGCGACCGAACCCGUUUAUCCGACUACAGUACAAAACAACAUUAACAACAACAACCAGAACAGUACGAGCAUGGAUCCGAAUAGCCCAGAGGCCGCACUGGGCUUAGAUCCGACCGAUCUGUUGGAUUCCUUGGACAACUUGGACAACAUGGACUUCUCGCAAUUGGUGAUGGAGCUGGGAGGAUGCCAGACGCAAUCGGACGCCAACAUGCAGAACGAUCAGACUGACCCGAUCGAGCCGAUGGACACCGACGACUGGCUCGAGUCCCUGCUGCCUAGCGAGAACGCCUACAACGGGAACAACGGCUCGAGCACGGCCCCCUUGGCCAUCCAAGAGACUGACCUCGGUGGCUACGAUCCCCUGCUGGGGAUAACCCAGGAUCCCUUCGAUCCCUUCAAUUUGGAAGAAUUCCGAUCGCCCGCCGAUCUCACCGCGUCGCUCUCGUGGGACAAAGUUGAUUAUGCCGCGUAGCCGUCGCGCGCGUAUGGAAAAUUCGGGCGCUGCUUAUUCCAGUGAUGUGAGAUUCCACUCGGUAAAAGAUUGACAUUCCACAAAUAUGGCCGCCAAGAUCGCCUAUGGGCGCGGGACCAGGGCGGCCCAAUCGGCCAGGGAACACAUCAGCGUUAUUCUGUAUAUAUACAUAUUACCUAGUUGUAGAUAUAUGCUUAGGAUCUAAUAUUGUAAAUAUUUAUUUGCUCGGUCUGGACAAGUUUAGAACGCCGUUCGACGUGUACGGGGCGUGAUGGGUGGUGCUCGGCGCUUUUUAUUUAAGUUCUUGAAAUUCAGGAGCGGGAUUUAGGUACAGCCACACCCGGUUUCUCUGGAAACAAUUCCUUUAUUCAUUUAUUUUUAAUGGAAUUAUGAUUGACUAAAUCAUUGAAAUAAGUAAUCUUGAAAUCAAUUUCUUGGUUGUAGAAUUUUACAUAAAAUACUGACAAUGAGUCAUUCCAAAUGAAGCAAAAAAAUUUAAUAAAAAUUGCCACUCUUAAACUCUUAAAAAUGAUCUUGGUUUUAUAGGCUUAGAUGUCUUAGAUAUCCAGAUAUUAAACCAGAAACUGGAUUAACUGAUGAUUAAUUAAAAUCCAUAGAACUCAGGUCGGGACCGCUGUGAGGUCAAAGGUAAUUAAAUUACUGCUAUUUUCGGUUGUUGAGUUAUUCUGAAUUUCCAUUUUUAUAUAUCAAAAGUUAUUCCUCUUCAGGGGACACUAUACAACAUUAUAAGUGUUUGUUUGACACAUUUAACAAAAUAAGAACAAAUGAAGUUCAAACGUUCUUUUUAAUAGACCCUGAAUUUGCGCAUAUUAAAAUAUUAUAACUUCCUCAACAUUUGCAAUUCCUGAGCUUGCUGUGAUUUUUUACAUUACAAAAAAAUAUAUGGAAAUUUUAAACGGCAGUAUGCAUUAGCUUUUGUUUUUUUUUAUUGUUUUUCUUGAUUAAAGUAAUUUUCCUAGAAAAGUGCUAAUUAUCCAAAUUUCGUCUAUUUUUCGACAUUAACUCAGAAAUAGUAAAAUUAAUAAUGACAUUGAAAUAAAAUAAAAUUCAUUCUGAUGAGGGGACUAAUAAGUUCGAAACCGGCGAUUCUGCUGACGAAUGGUUUGUUCACUAGAUAUUGCGAGUGUAAUUCAAUUGACGAGGCAUGUAGCCCGCAGAGUAGUGCUUUCCCCACAAUAUUAAUCAGCUUACAUUUUUUUAAGUUUUAAAAUUAAUAAAUCUUUAUAGAAAUUAACACGAGUGUUUUGUGGAGUGUAGAGAAUAUCAUAAAAAAUUGCCAAUAUUUUUCAAAAAUUAAUUAAGAAAAACAGUAACAAACAAAAUUAUAGUUUUCAAACGUGCACUUUCUUACAGUUUCUUUCAUAAGAAAUAUUUGAAUUUCAUUUGUUUUUUACUUAUUAUGUUCACAUAUAAAUCAAGACAGCCUGUAUGUACACUAUUCAUACCUGUCGACUUCCUUAAUUCUCAGUAUUCUUUAUGUGUGUGUUUAAAAACUAGGCUGGACCUUGGGUUAAAUAUUUUCACAAGAGAAACUUUCCAAAAUUAUUAAUAUUCACGAUUACACGAUCACGUCUUUGAAAUCUUUUCCAGUGGAACAGGGCGUACCUUAAAAAAAGCGUCGUUACAUUAAAGCCCAACACGUUGUAAAGAAAUACUUUUGUAUUCGGGUUUAGCUGUGGUGCAAGAAAUUUGUCAAGCAUUUGAUUUGAGAUUCCUAGUCAUUAUUUUAAUAAAAUCGUAAUUUAUUUCUUUGUAUUUAUUCCUAUACUUUUUUUUUCUCUUUAUAUCCAAAGUAUGCGCUGUGUUAUUAGAGUUUUCGGGUAAAAAGUCCGUUUUACCCACGCAAUAUGUACAGUUGAAUUUUUUUGUUCUUAUGUAUUUAAAAGUAGUCGCAACGUGCUCCGUGUUUACCCGUUAAACAAAUAUUUACUCUUUUGUCUAAAGUGUAAUUGGUAAAUUUAAGGCAAAAAAAACGCGUCGUUGGGGUCAUAAUAUUUGGACCAAAUAUAUAGUAAGAAAUUUAUUACUUUUAUAUGAAAUACUCUCUAGUAAGUUAAGGUAAUUUUAUUUCGCAAAUUCCAAGUGUCGUCCCGACUUAGUCGUGAACCGGGGUGGCUUCUAAACUUGUCCGCGCGAGGGACAGUAACUACUUAACUACCUGUACAGAUUGUUUUGUGACAAAGUCGCCUUUAUUUGUUAAGUUAUUCGGAUGUUAGACAUUUAUUUUGUUGACUAUUUGUAUUUAGACGACCGCUUUGCCGGGCCGUAGAGGAAUGUCGCGCUCUUAGAUUUGCCUAAAUGUAUGAAACAAUCGAGAUGCCUUAUGAUGAUACUACAACAAUAUUAUAAAUGCUUUCGUGGCCCCCGAACUUGUUUCAGUCCAUACUGUUUGGCGUUUAUAUUAUUUUGCUAAUUGCUAUUGUUUAUGGAAACAGUAUGUGGGUGAAAGGGCUUCGGCCAUGAAAUAAAGUAAUGACUAAAC
This is a messenger RNA of Anoplophora glabripennis (Asian longhorned beetle), 5597 nucleotides long. It is a transcript of the gene Mrtf, whose product is annotated as MKL/myocardin-like protein 2. The coding region runs from base 146 to 3094 and encodes 982 amino acids. The record is from RefSeq and is a predicted model, not a curated record. The transcript is spliced from 4 exons. Lineage: Eukaryota; Metazoa; Arthropoda; Insecta; Coleoptera; Cerambycidae.